AUGCAUGAAAGCGGUCUGGUUGAAUCUUUGACUGAGUUUUGGAAUUCAAAAGACUUACGUGUGAGAUUGCAACAGUUUUGCCAAAUAUCCAAUCUUGUUUAUCCUCCGUUAAAAGGCAAGAUUAAUCUUGAUUUCUGGUUGCUGUUGCUCGCUUGCAGGCAAUGGUUUGUGUUCAGGAAAAAAGCGGUAGACUCAUUGGCAGGAAGCAACCAAAACGUUUGUCAUUUGAUUGAAGAUCCUCUGGUGGAAAAUCCUGUGCCAGAUUUCAUGACAUACACUGAAACAGUGGUAGAUAGUUAUAAACAAAUAGUUUUCACUUCGGGAUUUUACAUUGCAUUGAUCGCAGUGUUUUUGGCUGGUACCCUUAGACCAACACUUUUUUCCUUUGGGAACAUUAUUGCCUCUUUUACUUUCCUAUGGGAAGGAUCCGAUAUGUUUUUGAGGCCCGCCAAUAUUAUUUUACGCAGAUGGAAUUACUUAAUUGCCUACAACGUAAUAGUAUUGGUUGUUAGAAGCGCUAGCCAGAUUUUUGAAUGUAUUUUAAUAUACGAAGCCAAUGUCGAGAUUAAUUGCAAAAUAUCUCGAUUAUUUACAAUCGGCUGUGUAGAUAGUUACGGUAUGAUGGAAGAUAUACCGGGAAUUUCCACAGAAUCCUCAUGCACAGUGCUCAAAACAGCUCUAGGCUUAGGCUGGGAUUGUUUUUCGUUUUUCUGCUUGAUUUGCCAACAACGCAUAUUCAAAUCCUACCACUUUAUUCACAUUGUCAACAACGCGAAAGCAAAAACUAUCUUGGCGGAUUGCGGUGCUAUUUUGAUCGAGGAACAACGUCGAGAGAAGAAAACCGCAAUCGACGUGGAACGUUCAGCUUUAGAGGCGAAUAUCAAAUUGAAAAUGCAACGACUUCGAGAAAUUGAGGAGAUUAGUAAAGAUGGGUAUUAUCAUUUUGAUCGAGUUGAUAUACCGCUGAUGCCUGAUAAAGUGGAAGAGGAAAGUGAUUAUGAGUCGUUUGAUCCAAUGCCUUUACCAGAAUAUUUUGGGCUUUUCUAUAGUUCAGGCAUGGAAACUGUAUUGGAAAUAACGGCUUUGAGAAAAGAGCGGAAGAGAAAUUUGAGGCAAAAGGUAUACGAAAUAUAAUUAGUCACAACAAAUAAGAAGUAGUUAAUGGAUUUUGGUUUGCUCUAACUGAAACUAAGUCGAAGACAUUUGAGAUCGAUGCUCGACACGCAACUGUCAACUGAAAAUAUUUUUUCCUACGAGCGUGCGCAAAGUAGUACUUUUCCGCACGCAUUACCGUUCUCAAAGUUAUACUUUUCCGCACUGAGUGCGGAUACGGGCC
Messenger RNA from Ceutorhynchus assimilis (cabbage seed weevil), 1336 nucleotides. The record is from the annotation of a GenBank genome assembly. NCBI's taxonomy places the organism in Eukaryota, Metazoa, Arthropoda, Insecta, Coleoptera, Curculionidae.